CGUAUUCGAUGAAAGCCGGGACAGCCGGGGUCGGGGCCGCGCUUCUGGGUUUGGGCGUCGGCAGCGGCAGCGCACAAGGAAGUGCGUGAGCCGGCUCCCAGCCCCGGCGGCCGCCCCCAACCCGCGCUGCACGCCCGGCGCCGCCUUCCGACAGGUCCCCGGCCUGAGCUCUGCGAGUCUGAGUCGCAGCGCGGCCCAUGCUGACCGGCCCGGGGCCCUCCGAGAGCGCGGGCUAACAAGGGGGCGAGGAUGCCCUACGAGAUCACAGCCACCUUGCCACAGUGAAAAUGCUGGUCGUGUGGUAGUGGAGGCAGAGUAGUCGGGAAGAAGGAGCCUGGUCACUGAUCACUUCUCAGAGCACCUGUCACACCCCGCAGUGUAACCUCUGGACUUUGCAUUAUGAGAAGGUAAAAUGGUAAAAUUCUUACUUGUUUCAGUUUUCCUGGUGUUCUGUUACUCACAAAAACAUUCCUGCCUGACCAAUGAGAUUGUUGUUUUGUGUUGAGAGAUUCUGGACGUUGAUUGUAAUUUUGGGCCUUAGAAAAAUGUCAUGAAAACCUUCCUCCAUUGCUGAUGAGAGAGAGAGAGAGAUACUACAAUUAAUCUCCCCUUUUGCAUUGGUCUUCUACCCCUGUGGCUUUUACCUGCAGUCCUGGCUAAGACAGUAAUACCCUGGGGUUUAAGCUCAAGACUCACACCUGAGGUCUAUAUUAGUGUUACUCUCAACAAUUCGUGAUACUGUAGACCCCUAUUCACUGUAUUUAUGUAAGAAUAUAUCGUACAGUAUGUGUAGUUAUCACUCUUAACAUAAUUAACAUUCUUUAACGUUUCCCUUUGUAUGUUAUGUUGUUACCUGCUUUGGAGUUGGCCCUGACUUACGGUUGCCUCACGCACUAAGGAAUGAAAUGGACCAUUGUGAUCCAUAGGAUUUCCACUGGUUGAUUUUCAGAAGUGGAUCGCCAGGCCUGUCUUCCUAGUCUUAGUCCGAGAGCUUCACUGAAACCUGUUCAGCAUCAUAACCCAUACGUCCUCCACUGACGGACAUGCGGUGGCUAUAGGAGAAGGAGGCCAUGACCAGGGCACCCCGGAGGCCAGGUCAAUCGUCCUCCCUCCCCCAUCGUGUGCUAUCUGCCACCUAUCAGCCUCUUCUCAGGAUUCUAUCCCAGGCUCCAGCCAAGGUCCCAGGUGUGAUGCAGGGAGAGAUGAUCCAUUCUAGGCAGCUGGGGACUAAGGACAACCAUCUUAUACAUCCACACAAUCACAAGUAAGGAUUUAACUGCUCUGACUGGCUGUGUAGACCAAACAUCAUUCAUCUGCCUGCAGACUGCCUAGUGUGGCCCUGCUUCAACUCCCGUCCCUCUUCCUGAAGUGGCUUCUUGGGCUUAAAGAGCAUGUUCACUUAGAUUUCCAGAAGCUGGAGCCAGAAAAUGCAGGCUCUAGGGCAUCCAUGUAACCGGGAAUGAACAGCCAGAGGAACAAGCACACGGUAGGCAUAUGUGACCGGGAACGAACAGCCAGAGGAACAAGCACACGGUAGGCAUAUGUGACCGGGAAUGAACAGCCAGAGGAACAAGCACACGGUAGGCAUAUGUGACCGGGAACGAACAGCCAGAGGAACACGCACACGGUAGGCAUAUGUGACCGGGAAUGAACAGCCAGAGGAACAAGCACACGGAUUCAGUGGCUGUCAAGGAUGUGACUGUGGACUUUACCGGGGAAGAGUGGGCAUUGCUGGAUCUUUCUCAGAGGAAACUCUACAGAGACGUGAUGAUGGAAACCUUCAGAAACCUGGCCUCAGUAGUUUCUCGAAACCUUAAUGAUGGAGAAAAGCUAUCCAUUGAAAAUACAAUAAAACGAUUCAUGAAAAAUGACACUUGGUCCUCAGUGGUGGGAGAAAUCCACAAAUUGCAUGGCAUCGAAGAUCAGGAUAACAACCAGAAAACACAUGUGAGAAGGCAUAUGGUAGAGAGCCUCUGUGAAAGUAAUGAAGACAAUCAGUGUGGACAGACCUUCAGCCGGAUUCCAAAUCUUUCUGUGCUCAGAAGAACUCCUGUGAAAGCAUAUCCUUCUGAAUGCCUUGAGUGUGGAGAAUCCUUGAUGGAUCAUUCAUCACUUAAGCUUCAUGUCAUAUCUCUCUCUGGAUGCAGUGCCUCUCAGUGUAAGGAAUGUGGAGAAGCCUGCAGGUGUCCCUCUUACCUCAGCACUCCUGUGAGAACUCUUCUUACUGAAGAGAAACUCUAUGAAUGUAAGGAAUGUGGGAAGGCCUUUUGUCAGUCCUCAAACCUCACUACACAUAUAAGAAUUCACAGUGGAGAGAGGCCUUAUGAAUGUAAGGAAUGUGGGAAAGCCUUUAGUCAGUCCUCAAACCUCAUUAAACAUAUGAGAACUCACAGUGGAGAGAAGCCUUAUGAAUGUAAGGAAUGUGGCAAAGCCUUUCGUCAUUCCUCAAACCUCACUAGACAUAUGAGAACUCACAGUGGAGAGAAGCCUUAUAAAUGUAAUAUACAUGGGAAAACCUUUCAUAAGUCCUCAAACCUCACUAUACACAUGAGCAUUUACAGGGGAGAGAGGCCUUAUGAAUGUAAGGAGUGUGGGAAAGCCUUUCAUGAGUCCUCAGACCUCACUAUACAUAUGAGAAUUCACAGUGGAGAGAGACCUCAUGAAUGUAAGGAAUGUGGCAAAGGCUUUAGUCGAUCCUCACACCUCACUUCACAUAUAAAGAGUCACAGUGGAGAGAGGCCUUAUGGAUGUAAGGAGUGCGGGAAAGCCUUUAGUCGGUUGGCAAGCCUUACUACGCAUAUAAGAAGUCACAGUGGAGAGAAGCCUUAUAAAUGUAAGGAAUGUGGGAAAGCCUUUCAUAAGUCCUCGAACCUCACUAUACAUAUGAGCAUUCACAGUGGAGAGAGGCCUUAUAAAUGUAAAGAAUGUGGGAAAGCUUUUAGUCAGUCCUCAAACCUCACUAAACAUAUGAGAACUCACAGUGGAGAGAAGCCUUAUGAAUGUAAGGAAUGUGGCAAAGCCUUUCGUAAGUCCUCAAACCUCACUAUACAUAUGAGAAUUCACAGUGGAGAGAGACCGUAUGAAUGUAAAGAAUGCGGCAAAGCUUUUAAUCGGUCCUCACACCUCACUAGACAUAUGAGAACUCAUAGUGGCAAGAGGCCUUAAGUAAGGAAUGUGGGAAAACCUAUACUCAGUCUUGGUGCUUACUGAACAUAAAUACCCUCACACUGGGAGAGACUUUAUGAAUGUAAGGAAUGUGGGAGAACAUUUCAUUCAUUUCUCACUGAAUACAAAAGAAAUCACCCUGGGGAGAAACACUUUGGAUAUACUGAAUGUGGGAAAUCUUUUUGUGAAUCCUCAAACCUCACUAAACCAAAAAACCAAACCCAGUGCUGUUGAGUUGAUUCUGACUCGUAGUGACCCUAUGGGACAGAGCAGAACUGCCCCAUAGGGUUUCCAAGGAGCAGCUGGUGGAUUUGAACUACCAACCUUUUGGUUAGCAGCCAUAGCUCUUAACCACUGUGCCACCAGAGCUCCCAAACCUCCCUAACUUAUAAAAAUUCACAGUGGAUAGAGGGUUUAUAAUGUAAGGAAUUUUGGCCACAUAUAUACAUUAUUAUGAUGAAGAACAAAUGGGUAGUUGCAGACUUUCACUUCCCCCUUUAAGCAUGCACCUCCUACAAAUAAGGCCAGUUUCCUACAAAAAAAAAAAAAAAAAAAAAAAACCCCAGCUCUUCAUUGUUCCACACAACAAAUGAGAAUUUCUCCAGUUUUUCAUAAAGUAUCUAUUAUAAAAACCAAACCCAUUGCCAUCGAGUCGAUUACCAACUCAUAGUGACCCUAUAGGACAGAGUAGAACUGCCCCAUAGAGUUGCCAAGGAGUGCCUGGUAGAUUCAAACUGCCAACCUUUUGGUUGGCAGCUGUAGCAGUUAACCACUAUGCCACUAGGGUUUCCAUUAUAGCUGUUAGGUUUUUUGAAGCUAAGAUCCAAACGUGAUCUCCACAUUGCCUUUUAAUUUUUAGAUCUGUUUAAUCUGUCUUAUACAGAACAUUCUCUUGCUUGUCUUGUAAAUUGUUAAUAUGUUCAGCAUUCUGAUAGAAUAAAACCUGUGAAAGUCAGAGAACUGUCAGAGAAGGAAAACUCACUGGGUGUUUAUGAGGUAGGAUUCUUAAUAGAGAGCUACAGAAAAGCGAUAAGCACCCUGUCAAAGGCGGAAAACAUUCAAGACCCAGAAAAACAGGCCAUCCCGUCAAGUUCUAGCUCUCACAGGUUUCAGUGUAUUCAUUUUAACAUAAUUCUUUUAAUUAGUCUUCUGUAUUUUUUGUAAGGUAGAUGUUGAGUCUAGCACGGUUCUGUCUAACACAAAUGUAAUGAGUGUCAAAGAUGUAAUCUAAAAAAUUUUAGUAGUCAUAUUAGAAAAUUUAAAAUGUAUAAAUGUGAAAUUUUUAAUGAAAAAUCUUAUUUAACUCAGUAUAACCAGUUUUUGUCAAUGUAAAAACUGUAAAUGAAAUUAACAGCUAAUCUAUAUAAAUUUAUUUAUGAGAUAUUUUACAUUUCCUUUCUUUUGUACUCAGUCUCCCAGUAUCCAGAAGCAGCCCAUCUUGUACAUUUUACUGUUGAAAAAGUAGACUCACAAUCCAAGGUUACUCCGAACAUGCUUUUCCAAUAAUUGAAUCAAGUUUAUUGUUAUAUUUAAAUUAAAAAACACCCAGUGCAUUAAUUAAAGUUAAUUCAGUUUUUUAGUUGUACUAGCCACAUAGGUUGUUGACACAACCCUAUCAGUGUUUGAAUGCAAGGUAAGUCCCUGGAUCGCUUUGUGCUUUCCGCUUGGAGACCUGGAAUCAACCAUUUCUCCCCAAGCCUCUGGUUCCUUUCAAAAAUGAGAAUCUGUGCAAUACAUGGGCUCAAAACUUGAGUCAAUUUUGUCUUGGCCUUUCAGCGAAUGUCUAAAAUACGUAUUUUCUUACAUCAUAAAUUCAUACUCAUACUCCCAAUACAAAUUUAAGAUUGUAUUGUUUUUGUUGUUUGGUGCCUUUGAGUUGGUUCCGACUCAUAGUGACCCUGAGUACAACAUCCUCAUAAUCAUUGUUAUGCUUGACCCCAUUGUUGCAGCCACUGUGUCAAUCCAUCUCUUUGAGGAUCUUCUUUUUCGCGGACCGUCUACCAAGCAUGAUGUCCUUCUCCAGGGACUGUUUCCUCCUAAUAACAUGUCUAAAGUGUGUGACACGAAGUCUCACCAUCCUUGCUUCUAAGGAGCAUUUUGGCUGUACUUCCUCCAAGACAGAUUUGUUUAUUCUUCUGAUGGUCCAUGGUAUAUUCAAUAUUCCUGAUCAACAGCAUAAUUUAAAGGCAUCAAUUCUCCUUCAGUCUUCCUUAUUCAUUUGCCCAGCUUUCACAUGCAUAUGAAGCGACUGAAAAUACCAUGGCUUGGGUCAGGUGCACCUUAGUCCUUAAAAUGACAUCUUUACUUUUUAACACUUUAAAGAGGUCUUUUGCAGCAGAUUUGCCCAAUGCAAUGCAUCUUUUUAUUUCUUGAGUGCUGCUUCCAUGGGCAUUGAUCCAAGUAAAAUGAAAUUCUUGACAACUUCACUAUUUUUUUCUGUUUAUCUUGAUGUUGCUUAUUGGUCCAGUUGUGAGGAUUUUUGUUCUCUUUAUGUUGAGGUGUAAUCCACACUGAAGGCUGUGGUCUUUGAUCUUCAUCAGUAAGUGCUUCAAGUCCUCUUCACUUCCAGCAAGCAAGGUUCUGUCAUCUGCGUAUCACAGGUUGUUAAUGAGUCUUCCUCCAGUUCUGAUGCCCUGUUCUUCAUAUAGUCUAGCUUCUCCGAUUAUUUGCUCAGGAUACAGAUUGAAUAAAUCAAGGUCUAUAAUUAAAAAAAAAAGAAAUCCAUGACUGCCAUAAGUCAUUGAAAAGACAUCAAGGUCUAACUUGAAACUUAACAAUGCAAGUGUAUGUUUCAAGGUCCCUUCCUAUGACCAGGGGUCCCUAGGUGGUGCACACGGUUAAGUGCUGGGCUACUAACCUAAAAAUUGGAAGUUCAAGUUCAUCCAAAAGUGCCCCAGAAAAAAGGCCUGGUGAUCUAAAAGGUAACAGCCAUGAAAAUCCCACAGCGCACAGGUCUACUCAGCACUCAUGGGGUCAUCAUGAGUUGGAAUUCACUCUAGGGAAACUGGUUUGGUUUUUGGCUUUUCUUAUUGCCACCUCAGGUUCUGUAAUUUAUUAAUCCAAUCUAUCUGUAAUUUUUUUUUUUUUAUCUGUAAUUACCCCUGUAGAUCAUCUGAAAGAACCUGAGAAAUAUCACGUCUUUAUUCCCACUCCAAGCGCUGCAUCUUCUCAUGAAAAGGUUUUGGGAGUGCCCCGAUCUCAAGCCUAGACCGCCCACUAAUGGCCCCCCUUUAUUCUCUGUCUUGGGAAGAAGUGGACCCUCUGUCCCUCUAGGUGUGGGCCCAGGCUGCUUCUCCAUCCUGGGCCGGGUCCCUGGAGCCAAGUAGUGGGGUCAGGGAUAAGCCAGCCCUCAGCAGGAAGGACAUAGGCCCCCUUGGUGGCCAAGGUGUGGAUGGUCUGGGCAGCAGUGUGCAGCAGCCCCCAGAUAUGGGUGAUCCCCAGGUCAGCAGGGCCUGUGCCUACUGGGCCUGCAUCUGGGCCCUGUCCUGGCAGAUGGCCUUGGACAGAGCCCACAGGGAGGUCACCAGGCUUCUCCAAAGUGGUGGCAGCUGGUCUCCUGGGGA
Molecule: messenger RNA, 6728 nt
Organism: Loxodonta africana (African savanna elephant)
Lineage: Eukaryota; Metazoa; Chordata; Mammalia; Proboscidea; Elephantidae
Product: zinc finger protein OZF-like
Exons: 8
Coding region: 1648-3165 (505 amino acids)
Biological process (GO): regulation of DNA-templated transcription
Molecular function (GO): DNA-binding transcription factor activity, RNA polymerase II-specific; RNA polymerase II cis-regulatory region sequence-specific DNA binding
Source: RefSeq, a predicted model, not a curated record